Molecule: messenger RNA, 2538 nt
Organism: Centropristis striata (black sea bass)
Lineage: Eukaryota; Metazoa; Chordata; Actinopteri; Perciformes; Serranidae
Product: mitochondrial glutamate carrier 1-like
Exons: 10
Coding region: 199-1203 (334 amino acids)
Biological process (GO): aspartate transmembrane transport; L-glutamate transmembrane transport; malate-aspartate shuttle
Molecular function (GO): L-glutamate transmembrane transporter activity; L-aspartate transmembrane transporter activity
Source: RefSeq, a predicted model, not a curated record
CAAAUGCACUCUUCCCAUUGGCCAAGACGCCUGGCUGCUUCACGCGCUUCCUUGCUCCUUCAUUCAUUCAUCCAGGCCGGAGGAAGACAGCUGUUAAAAUUUUCAUUUCAAGUGUCUUUCGGGGACUCUCAGCCUGCUCUCCCUCUGCGGCCUCCUCCUUUGUGCUGAUCAACUUUUGCACUCACAACAUCAAGAACAAUGGCCCAGCAACAGCAGAUAAGCCUCCCUGCCAAACUUAUUAAUGGAGGGAUUGCAGGCAUGGUAGGAGUCACCUGUGUGUUCCCAAUCGACCUGGCCAAGACCCGCCUGCAGAACCAGCGCAGUGGGCAGCAACUCUACAAGAAUAUGAUGGAUUGCCUAAUAAAGACAGUUAGAUCUGAAGGCUACUUUGGCAUGUACAGAGGUGCUGCAGUAAAUCUCACCCUAGUGACCCCCGAGAAGGCCAUCAAAUUAGCUGCUAAUGACUUCUUCCGCCACCAGUUGAGCAAAGAUGGUGGCAGGUUGACAGUACUCAAAGAGAUGUUGGCAGGAUGCUGUGCAGGAAUGUGCCAGGUCAUUAUCACCACACCCAUGGAGAUGCUCAAGAUCCAGUUGCAGGAUGCUGGCAGGCUAGCGGCCCAGCAGAGGGUAAUGCCCAGCGUAGUAACGACUCUGAAGAUGGGUGGCACCAGUGCUGUUCUUAGCCGUUCCUACAACAGCAGCCCUAUGGCUCAAACCAUGCGAGUGUCUGCCACACAGAUCACCAGAGAGCUGCUGAGAACCAAAGGCGUCACAGGACUGUACAGGGGACUUGGAGCCACAUUGAUGAGGGACAUCCCGUUCUCCGUUGUGUACUUCCCUCUUUUUGCACAUCUGCACCAGCUGGGCCAGCGUUCAUCUGAGGACCCAUCUGUGCCCUUUUAUUGGUCCUUCAUGUCUGGCUGCCUGGCUGGAUCCAUCGCUGCUGUGACUGUCAGCCCAUGUGACGUGGUCAAGACAAGGCUACAGUCACUCAAAAAAGGAGCGAACGAGGAAACCUACAAUGGAGUGGUGGACUGUGUCAGGAAGAUCCUGAGAAAGGAGGGUCCUGGAGCCUUCCUCAAGGGGGCCAGCUGCAGGGCCCUUGUUAUUGCCCCACUCUUUGGCAUUGCACAGGUUGUGUACUUUGUCGGGGUUGGAGAAUUCCUGCUGGGGUACACACCCUACAACAUCUACUCUGCAUAAACAAGCUGUUUCCUAGUCUUUCUGCCACCUCAUUAAAUUACAGGCAGCUAUGCUCUGGGCAUAGCCAUGGAGCCAGCUCUCUAUAACUGUGUACCUUCUUUAUUGUUGGAGGCUUUCAGAGUAAAACGCUAAAGAGACCAGAGAGAUGGUUUCAGAUUAUGCCUUUAGCAUGACUGAAUCUUUCUGAGGAGACUGAAACUUGCCUUACCAUCUGUGCUUGAGUGGAGCUUAUUGCGAGAACAGAACAGCUUUCCUCACUGAGGGACCUGAUAGUCCAUCAUUAGUCACCAUUUCAUUAAGAUCAAACUUGACUUCAGUCAUGUGGCACCAAACGUGGCAGACUAUUGAAACAUAACUUUAACCCCGUUUUAAAGGGUUACAUGUGAAACUGGGACAAGGAUGUCAAUCCCUGUCUAUGUACAUAGUGUAUUUGUUUGUAAAGCAGAUGGGACUAACUUCUCUGAAAAAAUGAUAUGGUACAGCAUGGCUGGUAUUGUCCUUUGAACAAUCAUGUUUGGAAAAGAUCUGGAAAAACAUGUUUAAGAUCUCAUAGCUUAUGAACAACAACAAACAACUUCCUGUCCACCUAUGUAUGCUAUACAGUGAUCCUGUAUUGUAUUACUUUCCGUCACAAGGAGCGGUUUCCUGUGCUUUUGAAUGCCCAUUUAUCUGCACUGCUUUAUAGUUGGUCACAAGACUACAGCUGACCUUAGGUGCUUUCUGGUGUUUACUUUUCACAACAAUGGUGGUUGAGGUGUUUGGGGUUUUUUACUGUGGCAGCAUACAUGACUCUGUUUACGUAAACUUCAACUCUGCCGCUCAAAAGGGCCUUCUGCAGUUAACUUUGGAGAUCUGCUUUUUUAAUGGAGCACAUGUUGUUUGAUGGUGGUAAACUGAUGAACAAGACUUUGUUGAUGGGAUUCAAUGUGCUUUUGGGACCAAGUCUUCUGGAAAAGGUGCAACAUGACCGACACAUAGCCACUUUGUCUUAGUUGACUGUGGUUGUCUGUGACUGAUCAGGUUUUCUUAAAGCUAGAGAUACAGGAGUGCACCAUGUUAGGCAUUUAGAAGCAGAACAGAAUACAGUAUUGGGGUGCACUCACCAUUUUCUGGAAAAUUUCAUGGGUCAAACUACUUUUAAUAGUUUUAUGUAUAUAUUUGUUUUUUUUUAUUUAUUUUCUCAGACUGUGCCAAUAUGACCUCAAAUUAAGAGCAGUUUUAACAUUUCAACAGUUUUUCAACCAGUUGAGAAGAGAAUUAUUUAUUUUAAAUUCAUGUUAGAAUUACCCAUGUAAAUACAGAUUUCUAAAUGCUGAAUAAAUAUUUAUGAAUGUG